This is a messenger RNA of Cucurbitaria berberidis CBS 394.84, 2588 nucleotides long. Its product is annotated as glycoside hydrolase family 47 protein. Bases 173 to 2341 code for a protein of 722 amino acids. NCBI's taxonomy places the organism in Eukaryota, Fungi, Ascomycota, Dothideomycetes, Pleosporales, Cucurbitariaceae. Gene Ontology annotation, biological process: carbohydrate metabolic process; N-glycan processing. The record is from RefSeq and is a predicted model, not a curated record. Gene Ontology annotation, molecular function: calcium ion binding; mannosyl-oligosaccharide 1,2-alpha-mannosidase activity. The transcript has 2 exons. Gene Ontology annotation, cellular component: membrane; endoplasmic reticulum.
GAGGGAGCAAUGAACACCUGGCGAGUCAGUGAGAUUUCGCUGACGCUUUUCCUGGAGUCGUUGCGGACCUCUAGAAUGAAAGAAGCAUAAUGCUCCAACUCCUGAGGCUCCAAGAGUAAAAGAGUGAUUUGAGGAGCCCAGCAUCCGGACAAAAAAACGCGUUACGCCGUCCAUGUACUCGACACGCGACCCAUUCAACCUCCGCAAUAAAGCAUCAUUAGCAGCACCUACAGCGUUUUCUCUCCUGCAAAACGCCGCGAAUAGAACCGCCUCCCAAGCCGUCGAGUCGACGAAACAGGCAGUCGAGGCCACCAAGCAGGCGAUCCACGACACCGACAUGUCCUUCGCCAUUCCACGCAACGUGCCCAACUUCGAGAACGCACAGCGCCGCUUCGAAGAUAAUGUCUGGAAUAAAGUUACUGGGAACGAGAAGGGUUUGCCUAUGUAUAAGGACAAGCCCACGGGAUAUGGAUAUGGUGGCGGUGCGAAGGGCCGGAAAGGAUUUAUGAGGAGUAAGAGAGGCAUGGGCUUGCUUGCGUUGGCGGUGUUGGGACUCUUUUACUGGUUUGGUUGGUCGAGAGGAGGUGAAGAAGUGAGAUUAGAGGGCAAGAAGAAAGAUGGCGCGAAGAGUGGGAAGGGCGGGAGUCCCAUUACGAGCGGAGGUGCCGGGGGGAAGAAGGGUAACGUGGAUUGGGAGAAGAGGAGACAAGAUGUUAAGGAUGCAUUCUUGCUCAGUUGGAAUGCGUAUGAAGAGCACGGCUGGGGCUACGAUGAGUACCAUCCUGUCUCAAAGACUGGACGCUACAUGGCAGAGCCCAAUGGCAUGGGCUGGAUCAUCGUCGAUGCUCUGGACACCUUGAUGAUCAUGAAUCUUACCAAAGAAAUCAAGCAUGCGCGCGAGUGGGUAUCGACAACUCUAAACUACGACAAGAAGCAGGACGUCAACACUUUCGAAACUACGAUACGAAUGCUCGGUGGUCUAUUAUCAGCACACUAUCUCCAAGAAGCUCUACCUGGUCUCAAGCCCGAGAAUGCCAACGAAGAAGAUUUGUUUCUUGAGAAGGCAACAGAUCUGGCAGAUCGCCUUAUGGGCGCCUACGAAUCACCUUCAGGCGUCCCUUGGGCCAGCGUGAUCUUGAAGGACAGCAAAGGCGAAGCCUCGCACGCUGAUGGCGGCGCGUCGUCCACAGCCGAAGCAACAACCCUCCAACUCGAGAUGAAGUACCUAGCUUUCCUUACAGGCGAGGCGCACUAUUGGGAGAAAGCAGAAAAAGUGAUGCAGGUCGUCGAUAACAAUGGCGCCAAAGACGGGCUUGUGCCUAUAUUCAUCUACGCGGAUAAGGGGACCUUCCGUGGCAAUGAGAUUCGAUGGGGCAGUCGUGGCGACAGCUAUUACGAGUACUUGAUCAAGCAGUACCUCCAGACGCAGAAGCAGGAGCCUGUGUAUCGGGAUAUGUGGGACGAGUCGCUUGCGGGCGCGAAGAAACACCUCCUCACCUACACGAAGAACAGCCAUCUUACCGUCCUCGCGGAACGACCCGCUGGCUUGGAAGGUCAUUUGCAUCCAAAGAUGGAUCACUUGGUAUGCUUCUUACCCGGUACGAUUGCCUUGGCAACAACCAGCGGCGCAACACUCGCAGAUGCACGAUUGAUGCGUGGAUGGGGAAAACAGCAAGAAGAAGACAUCCAGCUUGCCCGCGAACUAAUGAAAACAUGCAUGGGCAUGUACAAAGUCACAGCCACCGGUCUCGCUCCCGAAAUCGCACACUUUGAACUCGACGACCCGCCAAAGAUGUACCGCACCGAGAUCCUGAAGUCGAAAUCUAACCUCGAGCCCGACGUUCCGGAGGGCGAGGGCUGGAAGGCAGACUUCAACAUCAAGCCUGCGGAUGCGCACAACCUUCAGCGACCGGAGACUGUGGAGAGUUUGCUCUACAUGUGGCGGAUUACUGGCGAUGAUAUCUACCGCGAAUGGGGUUGGGAGAUGUUUGAAGCCUUCACCAAGUAUACUAUUGUCGAGAACGGCGGUGGGUUUUCGUCUGUUGGUGAUGUAAGGACUGUGCCUCCACCAUCGAGAGACAAUAUGGAGAGCUUUUGGCUAGCCGAAACACUCAAGUACAUGUAUCUCCUCUUCGGCCCUAACGACCUCCUGCCGCUCGAUCAGAUCGUAUUGAAUACCGAAGCUCAUCCCUUCCCGAGGUUUGACGCGAGUAAGAAGCGCUUCAAAACGGGGUGGGAGAGGAUCCCAAGGGAUGACAAGGGGAACUUGGUGCAGAAGAAAGAGGCUACGGCUAAGACUGAAGAAAAAGCUCCAGUGCUCACGGUAAAGGGGACCACGUGAAAAGAAGGGUGAGUUGAGUUUUGCUCGACACUGUAUUAUUGAUGCAUCUAUGGCGUUUGGGAUACAGCAUUCUGGAGCUGGUGAGACGCUGGAGGGCUAAUCGUAAGAAAAUCAUGUUGGCAUUCAUCGCAACCUAUAUAACAUUGCCAUGAAUAUCUCGGCCAGCGCCGUGGCGUACCAAUUAGCUGUGCAUGUAUGCAGUCAUAAUAGUAGAUACACAUGAAAGUUCAUAUAAAGACGGCAUACC